GGAUCAUAAAUUGGGAAUUGAGAAGCCCUUGGAGAUGGAGAGAUUGAGACUAAGAUAAGGAAAGUGACGUGUCCAAAGUCCACGACUCCUCAAGUGGGGAAAUGAUUCUCCAAAUAGUCAGGGCACUCUUCAAAGGUUAUCUGAAAAGCCCUAGCACUUAACACCAUACAGUGCAUACCGUAGGAGCUCAAUAAAUGUUGACAAGAUUGAAUUACCGAAAGCAAAAGUCACUUUUCGGGAACGUGAAUAGGGACUCUUGGCCCUUGGCGGACUCCGUCCCAGGCUACGGGCUCGGAGCUCCGACGGUUACUGUGACGGCGGCGGCUGAGGAUCGGCGGUCCCGCACCCCUCGCCGAGCGGCCGCGGCGGCCCAGUCACCUGCCGGCCCGGGGCAAGGCCUCGCGGAAGCGGAAGAGGGGUGUGGACGCGACCAGGGCGGCGGCGGUGGCUGCAGCAGCAGCAGCAGCAGCAGGAGGAGGACUGCGGGGAGCGGCUGGUGGCCGCGGUAGCUACAGAAGAGGCGGCCGAGCCAAGGCGGCCCAGGCCGAGGGGAGCGCGGCCCCCGGUGCCCCCGAUGAGGAUCCUGAAACUGAAGAAGUUAAGUGACUUCGGCAGGGUUACACAGCUAGUGAGUGCCUGAGGUGGGUUCAAACACAGAUCGUGCUGACCUCAGUCCAGGACUUGAGCCACUACACCAACCUGCCCCAGGCUUUCAUGGAGAACUGUUAUUGAAGAUGGAUCCAUUUGGUCAGAUGUAGUAUUAAAGAAUGAAGAAAGAAACAAAUUUCUAAUUAGUGCUACAAAUUACAAGUAAUUGCCACCUCAGCAAAUUUGCUAUUGAGCUGUUGAAGACAACUGUUUCUUCUCAUACACUCAAAUUAGAAGGAUUAUGCUGUGCUACCUUCAACUAACCAGGAUCACCUUUCCUUGUUGACUAGUAGUCACAAAAUUAUACAAUGGGUCUACGGAUUCACUUUGUUGUUGACCCACAUGGUUGGUGCUGCAUGGGUUUGAUUGUCUUUGUCUGGUUAUACAAUAUUGUCAUAAUUCCCAAAAUUGUCCUCUUUCCUCACUAUGAAGAAGGACAUAUCCCAGGCAUAUUAAUAAUAUUCUUCUAUGGUAUUGCCAUGUUUUGUUUGGUGGCCUUAGUGAGAGCCUCAAUAACUGAUCCAGGAAGACUCCCUGAAAAUCCAAAGAUUCCACAUGGAGAAAGGGAAUUUUGGGAAUUAUGUAAUAAGUGUAAUUUGAUGAGACCAAAGCGUUCCCAUCACUGCAGCCGAUGUGGUCAUUGUGUUAGGAGGAUGGAUCAUCAUUGCCCAUGGAUUAAUAAUUGUGUUGGUGAAGAUAAUCAUUGGCUUUUUCUGCAACUAUGUUUCUACACAGAGCUUCUUACUUGCUACGCAUUGAUGUUUUCUUUCUGCCACUAUUACUACUUUCUACCAUUAAAAAAGCGCAAUUUGGAUCUCUUUUUAGUUAGACAUGAAUUGGCCAUAAUGAGACUAGCUGCUUUCAUGGGGAUAACUAUGUUAGUUGGAAUAACUGGACUCUUUUAUACACAACUAAUUGGCAUCAUCACUGAUACAACAUCUAUUGAAAAGAUGUCAAAUUGUUGUGAAGAAAUAUCGAGGCCCCGAAAGCCAUGGCAGCAGACCUUCUCAGAAGUUUUUGGCACUCGUUGGAAGAUCCUGUGGUUCAUUCCUUUCAGGCAGAGGCAACCACUGAGAGUUCCCUACCACUUUGCCAAUCACGUCUAAACAGAUGGAUGGUGGGCACAGAUGGGUCCUCCAUGCUGGAAAUGCGUUACAGGUUUUAUGAUAAUAGAACUAUGACAGUCUUCAAGUCAAUUAAAAUCCACCCACCAAUCUUAGGCAUCAUAAUGUGCCCCAGGCUUUAUUUUAAUAGUGAUCUUGAUCCUGUUGUGGGACUGAUACAAGAUCUAUAUUUAAGUUUUAAAGCGUGUUUACUUUCAAAUUAGCUUUCCACAGGGAUUUCUUUAAACUCAUUUGUUGUUAAACUCAAAAGGUAAUGAUUGAGAUGAACUAAUUGUACUUGGUUUCUUUUAGUACAAACUAUUAGUAACUUUAUUUUGUGCAAAAUUACAGAUGUUUACUUAAAUUCUGCAUUUUCAAAUAGUAUGAUCAGAUCUGAAUUUUUUCAGGGUUAUUUUUUUUUAAACAGACCUUCUAUGCAGAUUUUCUUUUCUACUGUAAUUGUAAAUCUUUAAUGCCUCCUUUUUCUUUAUACUGCAUGAUAUUAACCAUACAGCAUAGCCCUGAAAACAGGCAGUAUAUUUUAUAAGAAGCAAAUUUCUUCCUAAUGGUCCCCUCCAAAUUUUUCCUACUUCUUUCCCCCAAAAAAGGUCUUUUAAAAGAAAGACUUAAAAUUCACAUCUUUUAAGUAUGACAUUUCAAGAAAAGAAAAAAAAAAUAACCUGCACAUUUUUACUAUUAAGGUUAUCACACUUGUGUUGAUAAAAGAUAUUUAGGGCAAAGACCAGAAGGAAAUAGACAUAUUUUCUUGUUUUCCACUGAAAUUUGUUUUGUUUCUAGUAAUUUAUGAUAAUUUCAUUUCUACCUUUUCUCACAUUAUGAUUCAUACAUUUGGAAAUAUCACUUUAAUUUUAAUAUAUAUAUAGUAUAUAGAGGAAUAUAUGUGUUCAAAAAUAGGCAAACUUUUAUCUUCUAAUAGAACUACAAUUGCUUUUGAGUGUUUAUAUUUAAGAAUAUUGACCAGUGAAAUAUUUUUAAUGUAUUAUUUUAUAUACUUACUGUUGUUACAGAUAAGUAACCAAUUUCUGGCUGUCACUAAACAAAACUGGAAUUCAAUUUUAAUUGGCUAACUGAAUUAGAGCUUAAAUAUUAUUUUGUGGUUAUUGGGGUUCCUUUUUAUUAGAAAUGGCUACUGUUAUGAGAUGGACUUAAGAUCAUUAGGGAAAUAUAAUUGUUUGCAACUUAUAUUAGCCUUUCUAAUUUUUACCAAAUUAAAAUACGAUCAUAGUGAUAGUCUAUGUGGAAGACAGGGAUAUGGGGGGGUAAAUAGCAUGUUUUGAGGAGUUACAUAUGUUUUAUUAUAGCAUUUUUUUAAAAACCACGUUUUACUUUUUGGCAUUUUUCACCUGUUUACCUUCUAAUAUGUUGGUUUUUUGCUUUCUCUUAUCUUGCUGUUCAGGUAAGGGGAAUCAUGAAACAGAAAUUUGACAUAGCCUGAAAUUUCAUUAUAGACAUUGCUUUGAGAUAUUGUAUAUAGCCUUUAAAAUAUUCUGUCGUAAGAGUAAUAGCCCAAGAAAUAUUGGCACCAUGUUUUCAUGGUCUGAAUAUAGUGCUUAAAAAAAAACUUAUUUAAUAGAAGCAAGUGAAGGUAUUUAUUGGUGCUGACAGGGUACAUAGUUUAAUAUAAAAAAUAACCUUGUUGUUCCUGGCCAAGUGCUAAGAUAGCACUUACAAGAACUAUUUAAAUAAAGAAUUCAUGUGAAACCAGGCAAAUAAUCAGGAUUCUCUACAUCCUAUAUGCUAAACAAAUUUUACCUGAUUGAUAAUUGGACACUUGGAGAUAUGAAGCCAGUUCUAGCCAAUACAUAAAUGUCAGAACAGUUCUUUGUAAGCCAGGACCAGAAGGAAGCAAUAGGUCCUCUUGGAGAGCUCACAGAUAGGAUACAUAGGAAGGAGGAUAUGUUUAUACUUUGUACACUGAAGGGAGCCACCCAGGAGGACACCUAGGAGAGAGCUACCAUUGCUACUUUUAAAUUAAAGUGAAGAAGCCAAAGCAUCACUGCCUUCUCAAAGGACAAGGGCUGAGGCUGGUUGGGUUUGGGACCCAGGGUAGAGGAGGUAAGGAUUGCUUACAUUAUGUUCCAGAAUAGAAUUGAAAGUGUAAAAUGGGAGACCUCUCACUCUUUCCUCCUUCUUUCCUGUUCUUCCAUCUAUAUAACUAUACUACUCUGGCCUUAACACUAUCUCUGCCAGACCCAUGGAACACAAACCCAAGGACCAGGCAAGGAAUUAUAUUAUUUAUUUCAGUGGCAGAUGUAUUACAUAUCAGUAUAUAUGUAUUUACAUACAUAUAUACUCAUAAAGAAUACAUGGAAAUACUAUAUUUUUCAACAUUCCCAAAUUGUCCAAGUAGCACAAAUUUAUCCUGUGAUUCUUGAUAUUCAUCUAUUAGAAAAAAUAACUAGAACAGUCUCCAAGGUAGAGCACAAACUCUGAUGUUCCCUAUGCGCCCUCUUUUGGCUAACUGAUGCAAUUAUAUUUAAUGACUUGAGAGAUUUGUUCUUUUACCUUGGUUGUGACAACUAAGGAACCAAACUUUUUCAGUGAUGGAAAACUAAAUUUUAACAAAAGCAUAUAGGGAAAACAGCCUUUUAGAAUGAAUGUAUAUAUAUGUAUAUGUGAGUUUCCAGUUAAUAAGUUAUUGUGUCUCACUUAAAUAUAUUUUAUAUUAUUAUUUAGUCAUGUUUUUAUUAUAAAUUUUCAGAUAAUAUUUCAUGGCCAUAAUCAUGAUUUUUCUUUUGAGCUAGAUACAGUAUUGACAAUUUCUUAAUUCUCAAGAAUUAGAAGAAUUUUACUUUACUGCAAGAUUGCUAAUGCAUGGAAAAAUCUAUUAAUUUUAUUUGAUUAAUCUAUUUGAGGGAGUUAAAGAUGAAUACUGAUACUGCAAUUAAAUCAACAAGUGUAGGCAUUCAGCGCUUUAAAACAUUUAAAUGAUGAUUUUUUUCCCCUAUCUCUUUUUAAAAGUUUACAUAUCUAAUAAGAAAUGUAUUCUGUUUUUCAUUUUUGUCUUUUCAUUGAGAAUCUAAAUCACUUUAAUAUUUUUAUCUUUAAUAUUUGAUUAAUUUAUUGUAAGCUUUAUAUAAAUAUUAAAACAAUAUAUGUUAAGAACUGGAAAAGAAUUACUGGCAGUAGAAAAGAUAUGAUGCCACUAGCAUUAUGGCUGAUAGACUCUGCAUGUUGCAAAAAAGUAAUUCUUUAGAAAUACCUCAUUUUUUUAAAUGAAAUAGAAUGUGUCUAAGGAGGUACUAGUCCCAGAAAAGUCAUUGGGGUCAUUAAAAAUAAAGUUUUUACCUUUUUCUAGUGUAAAAAUUGGAAAACUAGGCCUCCCAAGUAACAAAACUUAUCACUGUUUUUAUUUGCAAGCAGAUUUACUUAUGUAAGAUAUAAUACUUAGCUUAGUGUGUACAAAUGUAUAUGGCACUGCCCUGAAGUACUCAGAGUAUAUUUAUGUCCCAAAUUUAGUUUAAAAAUGCGAAUGAACCAGCUUUCUGUUAUGAGAAAUCUAUUGUUCUAUUUAACAAUUAUGCUGAAAAAUUAUUUUGGUUGACAUAAAGAAUUUAAAAUUUCAGUUAAAUCUUUAAUCUUAAUUUUUCUGCAAAAAUCGUGGUUUACUUUAAAAAGUAACAAAUAUUGAAUAUGAACAGGAUUUCAGUAUUCUUAACUUAGUAAGUUCUUUUCUGGCAGAAUUAAAUUGAAUGCCUUUAAAAUUCCAUGUCAUUGAUGACUUUAGUGAUGGCAUGUUAAUUAUAACUUUUAUUUGUUAAACUUUUCCAAGUUACUUUUACACAAAUCACUAGUUUUCGAAAGCUAUGUACUUGUCAACUCCAUUAUUUCUGAAUGUGGAUCAUAAGCUUUUGUCUGACUACUCUCCCGGGCAAAAAGAAUAAACGACUUUAAAUAAUGGCAGUAUAGACAGAUUGUAGGUUAUUCCAUUGCUCUUGUAUGUAUAGGUGUUAAGAUUUUACUCUAUCAAUUGUUUAAAAUAUAUGGUUUUAUAGAGGAUAAUAUGGCCCUUAAUCAUACGGCAUUAAUAUUAAUUAGCAAAAUUACUGAUCUCUGGGAUUUUUUCUUCUUUUUCUUUGUUUUCUCUGUGUUUCCUGUGUGACCAAGUUACCAGACUCACUUUAGUAAGUCAUAGCUUGUAUAGGUUUUAAACAUCUGUUUUGAGAAUGGAUAUAAGGUUAGAAUUUACUUAGAAUUUUAGUUUAAUAUUUAGAAACAUCAUAUGAAACACUGACAGACAUAAUCAUCAUUUGUUUACAAUUAGAUUUUUACCUGGCUUUCUGUGAGCUUUCCAUUAUUUGUAUAUAAAAUAUUGGCACUUUGAAGAGUGAUACCUUAAGUAUUAGCGAGUAUGUACAUAUGUUAUAAUUUUUACUUUUUGGUGUCCUUUGACCAUUUAGCUGCAUAAUAAUGUGCAUACUUUUUAAAGGCUUAUGUUUGUUCUGUUGAAUUCCAGAGUCCAUCUCCAAUUUGCUAAAUAGAAUUAUCCCUUCUAAUUCUCCAUCUUCAGAACACCACCAAGGUGUUCCACAGAAAGAUCACCUGAGAAAGAAGCAAAAUGAACUUUCUAGAACCAUUGUGAUCUUUAUUGAUUGUAGUAUAUACCUCACUCAAUAUUGGCAACUCUGCUUCAGUGAAAUGGUCGGCUUUUUAGCAUAGUUCUGCCUGGAAAGGGCCUGUUACCUCAGACUUCUGCCUUUUAUCAUCCUCUAGAACACAAAUGCAUAAUGACAUUUAAGUCGCAAAUUUAUUACUUUUAUCUGGUCUUCAGAUGUUGUAAUAUAGUGAGCUAACAGUUAUCUGUGCUAAUUUGGAUCAGAAAUGACACUGAUAUAAGUGUACGGAAUACUUCAACUUUUUUUAGCAGUCUUAACUGCCUGUUUCAUCAGGGCUUUUACUAUGACUGUGAACAAGUGACAAUUUCAUGAAUUCUCUCUGUACCUCCCCACCACAUACAGAUGAAGCACUAAUGAGUAACGAACAUUCUUCCCCAAAAGAGGGGUAGCGGGGGUUGAAGGAAUCAACAAUAAGGAGGAUGAAAAGUUUAUGUAAUUAAUAAUCAGCUUCCCAAUAAUGGACUUGUCCAUACUGUCUUCUGUCUCACCAGAGAAUUUAGUAAUUUUGCUCACUAUGGAAUCCCUUUCAGUUAUCCUUCUGCAGCAUAGUAAAAUUAGUAAUUACCCAAGCCAAAUAUAUUUGUUUUACACACUAUAUGAUACUUCAGUAAUAUAUUGAAGAAAAGGCUGCCUACUAGUGCUUUUUCAUCACUGAGCUGGAUUGACUUGCUGCUGAUAGUUACUUGACUGUCAAAGUUCUUAUUGCAUGUGAACUGUUUCAUUCUGGUUAAGAUAUUUAAUAUGAGUGAGGAAUUUCUGUUGUUGUUUCUCUCCAGCCAGAUCAGGUUAUCUUUUAGAAAUAGUUUUACACUUUAGACUGUACAUUGUAGUGAUGUAUUUCUUAACAUGAAUUGUGAGGAAUAAAAAAUAAUGUGAAUUUUGAAGCUAUUUUAACAGAGAGAAGACUUUAAUAGCCUCCACAAAGUUAGACUAGAAACAGUGGGACUGUUUCCCAAAUGCCAGGAGUCCAGCUUAUAUCCUCGUUUAGAUACUUUUUCUGAUCAUGCUAAUGAACUUGACAAAAAGCCCUUGUCUCUUGUUCUGGCAGAGGUAGAGUCACUGGUUUAGAAACAUAGUGAUUAUUGCUUACUUUUUUUUCUCUGAUACUCAAUACCUCAAAAUCCCUAUUCCCUUUGGUAUGUUGCAGUAACAUUGUAAGAAGUUAGGGCUGUGGUUAUGAGAAUUACUGAGCAUUCUGGGAGAGGUUUGAUUUAUUGGUAAUUUUAUACGAAUUAACAUAUGGAAAAAUAACAUGUUUUUGUGUCUUGGUUUACUCUGAAUAAAUGCAGGGUUUUGUUUGUAGAAUUGUAAAGUGAAGUCAAAGCAUACCUAUGAAUCCCAAGCAUUAUAUAUUUGCCAAUAUGCUUUGUGUGUUUUAACCUGAUGGUACUCAAAGUCAUUGUUUCCCAACCUCAACCACUAAGAUAGAUCCUGGUGCUACUUGCUUAGUAUUGUGCAUCUGAUAUUUCUAGCUCCUGCACCAAAGAGUUGAAAUGUUUUGUUGUUGUAGACUGAAAGAUUUUUUCCCCUGUGUGAAGUGACUAAAAAUAUGUUUAAUUUUAUAAAAAUUUAAUUUAAUGUCAGAUCAGUUUCUAUUUACAGGUCCUAAUUUAUAUUCAUUGUUGCUUUGGCAUAAUAAAUUUUAAAUAGCUCUUCUUCAGACCUUUUUUCCCCCCAGUUAGGCCUGAUAGUGAUAGAUGUUUUUUAAUUUAAUUUUAUUAUUCUAAUGUAAAUUUACUACCUUACAGAGUAAUUUAACAAACUGCUUUUAAAAUAGUAGAAGCUUUUCAUAAGAGUUAUACUUUGCUUUUGUGUAAUUGAAGAGCUUCAUUUUUAUUAAAAGAACCAUAUACCCUAAUAGACCUCUAUUAAAUUAUGCUGGAACAGUGUUGUAUCAUCCAAAGUUUUUCCUAUCCAUAGUUGAAGGUCACUUUGAAGUUAUACCAUUUGCCUUGCUAUUAAAGACAAAAAUUAACUUACACUCUUUUUUUAAAAAAAGGCUCAUGUUUCCCUAAGAGGUACCCUCCUUGAGCUAAAGCAAAUAUGGUAUGUGAAAAUUCAUUUUUACACAGGAUAUAAAUUUGGGAAUGGUUAUUUACUUUACAGAUGGAUUUACAGUAUAAUUCUUAGUGCAAGUUCCUUUAGUGCAGUGCUUUCCAACCUGUGUUCUCCGUGGCCUUGCUAUGUGAAAAAGGAGUUCUGUGGUGAAGAAAAAAAAAUAGGUGGCUCACUGAAGCUGCAGCUAACUGAACACCUUAUCCCUGAAAGAGGAGCAGAGCCAUGGGUAAAGAUGGAGGAGAGCGCCCUUGGCUAGGAGCUCACAGGAGUCUAAACAAGCCUUUACUGACUUGAAAGGGAAUGGGGUCAUGUGUGAGCCAAAGUCCAGAGAUCCCCAAUUCCAUCCCACUCCAGCGUACUUAAGGGUAUCAAAGUGGCAGCCUAUGUGCCACAAAAAUGUUCUCAGUAUGACUUAAUCCUGUUUUCCCUGACUUUUUCACCCACCCCCAUUCCCAAGACUCUGGUGCCCAGCAUUUUUUUUUUCUGUAUGAAAGGUUUCUGAGACCAAAUUAUUUUAGAAAAUAAAACCUUCAUAUACUAAAAGAUAGGAUUUGUUUUAUAAAAAUUAGAUGUUACAUAAACUUCUGGAACACACUAAUAGCAUAAAAAGAGGUAUAUUGUAAAUUAAACGAAGAUGGAGUUCUUUACUCUUCAUCCAGGAUAAGGCAUUACUUGAACUGGGUGAGUGCCCAUUUUUUGUAGGAUUAUUUCCCUUAUUUUUCUUUUCUUUCCAUUUUCAUCAUACAACCAAUUAAGUCUCUUAAAAAUUUCAGCUGAAAUGUUACAUCAAGUUUAUCAGCAUUUAUGUUAAUAAAAUAGACAAUCAAAUUUAAAAUAAUGUUUUACAUUGUUCUUGGUUAAGAUUAAUCUUUGCUAAAUAUAGGUAUAGUGUGUGGUAUUGCCAUGAUUUUCCCAGAUACCUACUUGAAUUGAAAAUGCAGGUGGAACCUGUGAAUUAGAAGUAUUUUAACAGAAUCUUGACAUCAAAUUACAGUGAAAUUCUAGGACAAAGUAAGAGCAAACAAUAUGUCUCUCCAGGUUGCAACAUUAUGUAGAAUGUGUUGCCACCAUGUUAAUUCCAAGCCAGGUGAUUUAUUUCUGAAUUGUUUGAUGUGCCCUCAGUGAGUGUGAUGAUUUGGGCUAACGUUGAGCAAGGUGGCAGAAAUUGCCCCAUAAUAAGAUAAAGGAAAAAAGGACAUUUUCAGACUUUUGCAAGGAUAGGUUAAACCAGUAGAGGGAUACAGUGGGACCAGAUUGAAAUACCAUAACAGAGGUAUUGAGACUCGUGCAGAUUUAAUUUAAGGUAUGAGAAGAAGGGUCUCUGUCAUGGGGCAGAGUACAGAUUGGCCAGUUUAUUUGACCAUGUUUUAUGCCUCUAGAAUUUGUCAUUUCUUUUUAAAUCCUUAAUGCCCUAUGCCAAUCAAAUUUGACUGGGAAUUGUUAGUGAUAAGGCCAAAUUUGUGCUGCUCUGAGAUACAGAAAAUGUAUGUCCACUCGUUGUUUGUGUGUGCAUAUUUGGCAUAUAUUCCUGAGACCAUGUUUUAACCGUUUCUAUUCU
Molecule: messenger RNA, 10004 nt
Organism: Dromiciops gliroides (monito del monte)
Lineage: Eukaryota; Metazoa; Chordata; Mammalia; Microbiotheria; Microbiotheriidae
Gene: ZDHHC21
Product: zinc finger DHHC-type palmitoyltransferase 21
Exons: 12
Coding region: 957-1754 (265 amino acids)
Biological process (GO): protein targeting to membrane; peptidyl-L-cysteine S-palmitoylation
Cellular component (GO): endoplasmic reticulum; Golgi apparatus
Molecular function (GO): protein-cysteine S-palmitoyltransferase activity
Source: RefSeq, a predicted model, not a curated record